This is a messenger RNA of Fraxinus pennsylvanica, 6768 nucleotides long. The record is from the annotation of a GenBank genome assembly. Lineage: Eukaryota; Viridiplantae; Streptophyta; Magnoliopsida; Lamiales; Oleaceae.
AUGAAGGAAAGCUAUUCAGAUACGAGUAAAAACCUUGACAGAAACUGGGUCUUGAAACGUAAACGAAGAAAGCUUCCAUGUGGUACAGAUAAGUCCAGUGACAGGGGAAAAAAUUCCAAAUCUGUAGAAUAUCCAUCAAGCACUUCAUCCAAACGUGACUUGAACGAAAAAGUUUCUUCAGAUCAUUCUUAUAGCAAGAAAAAAGGAACUGAUGGGUAUUAUUAUGAGUGCGUAGUUUGUGAUCGUGGUGGAAAUUUGCUGUGUUGUGAUAGCUGUCCCCGUACCUAUCACAUUCAUUGUUUAGAUCCUCCUCUAAAGCGUAUUCCUUCUGGGAAGUGGGAAUGCCCAACCUGCUGUCAGAAGAGUCCUUCAUUGGAGCCUGUAAACUAUCUCGAUCCUGUUACAAAACGACCACGGACAAAAAUUAUCAUUCGAAGAUCAAAAGCAGAAAAUGAAUCAUCUGAAACUAACAAGGUAUCUGAGGCAUUUGGAGGCCCCAGUUCUGGGAAGAAGAAGUCCUCAGACAAAGAAAACGCAUCGUUGCCUCGUCAUGGAGAAUUGGUUGAAAAGUUUGACUGUUCCUCCAAUGACGAAUGUUGCAUUAACGAAACAGGUAAUCUUGUGCAGGAUGGUUCUGUGGAGGGUAGUUCAUCACAUGCUGGUGUUGAUAGGAAGCUGGAGGUCUCUCUUGCUCACAUACCUGUUGAGAAGUUAGUUACUCCUGUUAAGGAAAUGUCUUCGACAAAGGAAAAAAAAUCAACUAUGAACGAGGAAGCUUCUGAGAUAAAGCCUGAAGCAUCUCCAGGAAAUGGAUCUGUCAUUGCAAAGGAAGCUCCCACCCGGAUAGCCAGAAAAAGAAAGCGAAAGGUUUAUGCCCUCGGUGAUCAGAAAAAGUGCAAGAGUGACGAAGGAAAAUCUACUACAUAUUCUUCUGGGAAAGGUGUGUCCAAAGCAAAAGCUGCACGUCCAGGAAUUUCUAAAUCAAAGGGAAAACGCAAGAUAGUUUGCCAUGGGGAUUGUGUAACUCCAUUAAAGCAGGAUGUUAUUGACACCCAACUAAAAAAUGAGAUCAUUUCUGAAGAAGCAGCUUGUAGAACACAUGAAUCACGUGUAGCUGUGAAAAUUGCAGUUGAGCCCUUGGCAUGUGAAGAUAAUGCUGCUGAAGUUCAGCAGGUCGAUCGGAUUAUGGGUUGUCGUGUGAAAAGUGGUAAUGUAAAUUCUGCUUGCAAUGUUCUCAUGACGGAUGUGGAUGAACUCUCUUUGGAGGAUUCUGUAGUUGCAGAAGAUUUAAAUAAAGUAUAUGGGAAAAGCCCCGGCUCUGAAAUGCCUGGGAUAGGCAUAGGAAAGAUUGACAUGGGUUGUCAGAAUAUUGCUAGCUGUUCCAAUGGGAGCAAGAACGUAACAGAUCGCGUGAAUGAAGGUAAGCUACAAGUAUACCUAAGAUCUUCAACCAAAGAAUGUAAAGAACGAAAUUUCAAGGAUUCUAUGAGAGACAUUGAAGAUUCUAAUGUUCUGAAUAAUAAAAAUAUAGAUGACAAUAUUUCAAGCCCAGAAAGUACAGCAAAGACUGCCAAGAUAAUCUCAGAAGGCAAGAAGAUUGAUUUUGUCUUGGAAAGUUGUAACCAUGAUGUCUUAAACAACUGUCAAACUCACGUUACUGAUGAGAAUGAAAACUCGAAGGAUGGGGAAAUUAAGAUGACAAUAAUAUGUGCUCCUAAAAAGUCCUGCUUGGAUGAAUCUGGAUUCUCUGAAGGAUUGACCGUCUCAUUUGAGUUUUUGGUCAAGUGGGGUGGGAAAUCUCACAUCCACAACAGUUGGAUUCCCGAAUCUGAACUGAAAGUUCUGGCGAAACGGAAACUGGAGAAUUACAGGGCAAAGUAUGGGACAUUAACUAUAAAUCUUUGCCAGGAACAGUGGAAGCUACCUCAGCGAGUGAUUGCUACUCGGUCUUCUAUAUGUGGUUCAACUGAAGUAUAUGUAAAGUGGACAAGUCUUCCUUAUGAUGAAUGCACUUGGGAAAGAACCAGUGAACCUGUAAUUGCGAAAUCGCUUCACUUGGUUGAUUUAUUCUUUAAAUUUGAACGCCAAACGCUGGAGAAUAAUUCUGGAAAACACGAUUCAACAUGGAGAAAAGGUGACUUCCAACAAAAUGAAGUAAUUACUCUCACUGAGCAGCCUAAAGAGCUAGCGGGAGGUUCUUUGUUUCCACAUCAGCUGGAAGCAUUAAAUUGGUUGCGUAAAAGCUGGCAUAAAUCAAGAAAUGUGAUACUUGCUGAUGAAAUGGGGCUUGGAAAAACAGUAUCAGCUUGUGCUUUUUUAUCAUCAUUAUAUUUUGAAUUUAAAGCUACUCUGCCUUGUCUGGUUUUGGUUCCUCUAUCCACAAUGCCCAACUGGAUGGGUGAGUUUUCGCUAUGGGCUCCUAACCUCAAUGUGGUGGAAUAUCAUGGGAACACGAGGGCUCGAACCAUAAUUCGUCAAUAUGAAUGGCAUGCAUAUGAUCCUAGUGGGUUGAAUAAGAAAACAUCAGGUUAUAAGUUCAAUGUUCUUUUAACUACUUAUGAAAUGGUUCUUGCCGAUUCCUCUCAUCUACGUGCAGUUCCUUGGGAAGUUCUUGUGGUUGAUGAGGGGCACCGUCUGAAAAACUCUAGCAGUAAGCUUUUUGGUUUGCUAAAUACUUUCUCAUUCCAACAUAGGGUACUGUUGACAGGUACUCCUCUUCAGAACAAUAUAGGGGAGAUGUAUAAUCUACUAAACUUUCUGCAGCCAGCUUCAUUUCCUUCUCUCUCUUCAUUUGAGGAGAAAUUUAAUGAUCUAACAACUGCCGAAAAGGUAGAAGAACUGAAGAAACUUGUUGCCCCGCAUAUGCUUCGUAGGCUUAAAAAGGAUGCCAUGAAGAAUAUCCCCCCAAAGACUGAACGAGUAGUUCCUGUUGAGUUGUCAAGUAUUCAGGCAGAAUAUUAUCGUGCCAUGCUAACAAAGAAUUAUCAGGUGUUACGAAACAUAGGGAAAGGGGUUCCACAGCAGUCGAUGUUAAAUAUUGUGAUGCAGUUACGAAAGAUUUGCAAUCAUCCUUAUCUUAUACCUGGCACUGAGCCUGAAUCUGGAUUGGUGAAUUUCCUUCAUGAAAUGCGAAUAAAAGCUUCAGCCAAGCUAACUUUGCUGCAUUCUAUGCUCAAGGUGUUACACAAAGAAGGUCAUAGAGUCCUUAUCUUUUCACAAAUGACCAAGUUACUUGACAUCCUUGAGGAUUAUGUGUCUAUCGAAUUCGGGGCAAAGACAUACGAGAGAGUUGAUGGCUCUGUAUCUGUGGCUGAUCGACAAGCAGCAAUAAUUCGUUUUAACCAAGAUAAGAGUCGAUUCAUAUUCCUUCUAUCAACACGCUCUUGUGGCCUUGGCAUCAACUUGGCGACUGCUGACACUGUCAUUAUCUAUGAUUCUGACUUUAACCCACAUGCAGACAUCCAAGCCAUGAAUCGGGCACAUCGAAUCGGACAAUCAAACAGGCUUCUGGUGUAUAGGCUUGUUGUCCGUGCUAGUGUUGAAGAGCGCAUCUUACAACUUGCAAAGAAGAAAUUGAUGCUUGAUCAACUUUUUGUGAACAAGUCUGGGUCGCAAAAGGAGGUGGAGGACAUCCUAAAAUGGGGAACUGAAGAACUUUUUUGUGAUUCUUCUUCCAUAACAGAAAAAGAUGGUGAAAACCACAACAAUAAAGAUGAAGCAGUUACAGAGCCGAAUACCAGGAGGAGAACUGGUGGCCUUGGGGAUGUAUACGAAGAUAAAUGUGCAGAUGGUAGCAAUAGGAUUGUGUGGGAUGAAACUUCUAUUUCAAAAUUGCUAGACCGCUCGCACGUCCCAUCUGAUUCACCUGAUAAUGCUGAAUCAGAAAUAGAGAACGAUAUGCUUGGUUCAGUGAAGUCCCUAGAAUGGAAUGAUGAACCAACAGAAGAACAAGAUGGAACAACAUCUGUUCCCAUGGGCACUAGUGCUCUGUGUGCACAGAAUUCUGAUAAAAAGGAUGAUGAUUUGACUGGCAGCAAUGAAGAAAAUGAAUGGGACAGGCUUCUGCGAGUUAGAUGGAAGAAAUACCAGAGUGAGGAAGAAGCAGUCCUUGGCCGGGGAAAACGUCAAAGAAAAGCUGUUUCUUACAAGGAAGCAUACGUGACACACCCCAGUGGAACACUGAGUGAAAGUGUUGCGGAAGAGGAACUGGAGUCCAAACCCGUGCCUGAGCGACAGUACACUCCGGCAGGACAUGCGCUUAAAGCAAAAUAUGCAAAACUUCGUGCUAGACAAAAAGAACGGUUGACAAAGAGGAAAGCAAUUGAAUCAUCUACUCCCAUCAAGGAAUAUUACAGACUAGAGUCAUUUCCUCAAUUCCCUCCUCUGCGUGCUAAAGAUGAUAAUCAAAUGACCAUAUCAACUCAGCCUGUCGAAGAGAAGGCUACAACCUUGGACUUUGAAAAUAAGAGUCAUAGUCAAACCACAGGACCCAAUAGCAAGACCGACUCGACCAUGAUGCUGGAUUCUAACCAGUUGGAGCCAUUGCAACGAAAAUUCUCAAGACCAAAUAAAAGACAAUACAAGCAAGGACUUGGGCCGGAGUUGCCUUUACCUGCUACUUGUUCUAGUGUGUUAAACGAGAUGACUGUUAAAGGUAAAGAGGCAGUCCCAGGCAAAUUCAAUUUUCCAAAUCUUUCUUCUGGUGCUUCAAUUUCACAACCUAAGAGUGACAUCCCUAGUAAUUAUUUACCCUCGAAUCCACAUCUCCUGGAUGUUCUGAGAGGAAAAAGCUUGGUGGAGCAUCUUGGAAACUUGGGGACUACUUUCUCUGGUUUUCGAGAAAAGCCUCUCUUGCCCAAAUUACCUUUUGAUGAGAAGCUGCCGAGAUAUUCAUUUCCUAGUGCAAACUUUCCCUAUCCAACCCCUGACUCCUUCUCAAGCUUAUCACUGGGAUCUAGUAUAGCACACCGAAGUAAUUCUGUCCCUGAACUCCCUAAGAUUCCGUUAUUGCCAAAUCUCAAAUUUCCUCCAGAUCUUCCCAACCAUAACCAACAAGAACAGCAAAUGCCUCCAGGAUUGUGCUCGGAUCCGAUGCCACCAUUUUUUGCAUUUCCCGAAAACCAUCGUAAAGCUCUUGAGAAUAUGCUGAAAACUGGACCUGGCUCCAGCAAUUUGCUGAAAAUGAAACCAAAGGUAGAUAUCUGGUCUGAGGAUGAACUUGAUUAUCUGUGGAUUGGUGUUCGUAGACAUGGAAUGGGGAAGUGGGAUUCAAUGCUACGAGAUCCAAGGCUAAAGUUUUCGAAGUUCAAAACUGCUGAAGAUUUGUCAGCAAGAUGGGAAGUAGAACAAGUUAAGAUCUUGGAUGGGUCAGCAUUACCGGGACCAAAGUCUAUCAGGCCUCCAAAGUCCGCGAAUUCGUUCUUAUUUUCUGGGAUAUCUGAUGGACUGAUGGCACGGGCAUUGCACGGAACUAUAUCUGAUUUGCCUGGAACUAGCUCUGAUGGAAUGAUGGCAGGGGGAUUGCAUGGAACUAAAUGUGAUGGGUCACUGAAAUUCCACACCAGCAUUACAGAGAUGAAAUUGGGUCUUGGUGAUCUGCCUGUUAGUUUGACACAUCUGGAACCAUCUGAUCCUCUUCCAACUUGGAUUGCUGCUAAGUUCCCAGCAAAGUUGUCCAGAGACUCCUCUGCAGGACCUUCCGAUGGAUUAGUUCUUUGCUCAAGCAUACCAGAGUCGCCAUAUCUGUUGAAUUCAUCAGGAACUAAUAGUUUUCAUUCUCUUGGUUUAAAUUGUUCAGACAGAUUUAAGGCACAGCAGAUGGAGAGACAAACGGAUGCAACUAGAUUAGGUUUAUUGCCUGAUCCUGGUAACAUGGGAUGCAGUGAGCAUAAAAGUUCUUCUCUGGUUGCCAAUUGUAACAGUGACCAGAAGGUUCCACAAUCUAAAGGAAAAGAAGUGGUUGCUACAUGUACUCCAAAAGAAAAGCUGCCUCAUUGGCUUAGAGAAGCAGUAGAUGCUCCUGGUAAAACUCCAGAACCUGAUCUGCCACCGACUCUCUCUUCAAUAUCACAAUCUGUUCGUGUCUUAUAUGGGGAAGAGUCCUCCAAAAUUCCCCCAUUUAUUGAGCCAGGACUGCCUCCCCCACGGCCACAGGAUCCUCGAGGCAAUUUGAAGAAGAGGAGGAGGAGGAGGAGGAGAUCACAUGCAGCCAAUCAAGACUCUCAAGUCGGUAACUGCCAAGGUAGCCACCCUGGAGAACAUGUUGGUUCAUCAUAUAUUCCCCUAGAGGCAGGCUUCCCUCUGCAUCCAAAUUCGAGUGACGGUGUUUCAGGAGUCCCAAGGAUUGAGCCCAACCUCAACAUAUCUUCUCUCAAUCCAAAAAUGACAAGUCUUUCAUCUUCGUCUGGGAUGACUCCAAUCAAGGAAGUGACUGCAGGAUUAUCCUCUUCACCUGUAGUCCUUGAAUUGAUCUCUUCCAGUGAUGCACCAGGUCCACCUACUGCAACACACCCAGACUUCAAUGGCAGCUUGCUCCAUUUGCAAAAUUCUGUUGAUCAAGGAAGCUCAGAACCCCAAGAUGCGUGUGUGGAACACAAGUCAAACCAGAAGUUGCCUGCCGUAGAAGAGCAGACUGGAAGUGGCGAUUCCAGCAAAACGCUGUCUGAUCCUGUUCACUCUGAACAGCCAGAUGGAGAGGUGUCUUCAGAAGGGACAAUAGCAGUUCAACCUGUAAGCAACCAUGAACCAUUGACAGAUGUGGGGAGUUGA